Manihot esculenta (cassava) is the source of this 1815-nucleotide messenger RNA. RefSeq names its product pectinesterase. Lineage: Eukaryota; Viridiplantae; Streptophyta; Magnoliopsida; Malpighiales; Euphorbiaceae. The coding region runs from base 61 to 1626 and encodes 521 amino acids. Gene Ontology annotation, molecular function: pectinesterase inhibitor activity; pectinesterase activity. Gene Ontology annotation, biological process: cell wall modification. The transcript has 2 exons. The record is from RefSeq and is a predicted model, not a curated record.
UCUUUGAUCAUUAUACAAAUCUCAUUCUCUAUCUGUCUGCUUUUCUUUUAAUUUCUCCAUAUGGAUAAAGCUUUUCUAGCCAUUUUUAAUGCUUGUGUCCUUUUUUAUUCGUUAUGGUUCGUUCAUGGUCUGCCUUCGUGUAGCGAGACACCUUUCGUUCAAGUAUGCAACGAUUUCAUUGGCCAGAGUCUUCCUUUACAAACCCAACAUCAAACUCCCUUCGUGUUUCGUGAUCACUCCCUUCUGGUGACUAUGAACCAUGCCAACCAAGCUCACCAAAUGAUCUCAGCUAUGAACUUGAGUUCAUUUGAUCACAAAGCCAAGUUGGCGUGGGCUGAUUGUUUGGAGCUAUAUGAGGAUACUAUAGACCAUCUUGCUCGUUCAAUGAACUCUAAAAAUCCAUUAGACUCUCAAACAUGGCUAAGUGCAGCAAUCGCUAACCAACAAACUUGCCAAAAUGGGUUUCUUGAUUUUAAUAUGUCCUCUCAUUUAGAGUCUUUGCCUUAUAUGAUUAUGAGUAACUUGUCAAAGUUGCUUAGCAAUUCACUUGCCAUAAAUAAGGCUAUGGCAUAUAACACCAAACAAGUUGGCGGCCGGAGAUUGCUUACCGGUGGAUUCCCUUCGUGGGUUUCCUCUAGCGACAGGAGACUUCUCCAGUUAUCCAGGGGUGCACCUGCAGCUCAUAUUAUAGUAGCUCAAGAUGGGUCUGGUAAUUACAAGACCAUAUCAGAGGCUGUUGCUGCAUCGGUUAAGCGAAGAAGUGGAACUAAGAGAUUUGUAAUAUACGUGAAAAAAGGUGUUUAUAAAGAGAAUGUGGAGAUUAAGAAAUCAAUGAAGAAUUUAAUGUUUAUUGGAGAUGGGAUUGGUGCUACCAUUGUUACAGGCAACAAGAAUGCUCAAGAAGGCUCCACAACUUUUCGUUCUGCGACUUUUGCCGUCUCCGGCAAGGGCUUUAUAGCAAGGGACAUGACAUUCGAGAACACAGCCGGACCACAAAAACAUCAAGCAGUGGCCCUCCGUUCCAGCUCCGAUUUCUCAGUCUUCUACAGUUGCAGCUUCAAGGGUUAUCAAGACACCCUAUAUGUACACUCUCAACGACAAUUCUACCGAAACUGCGACAUAUAUGGAACCAUAGACUUCAUUUUUGGUGACGCCAUUGUGGUUCUACAGAACUGUAACAUAUUCGUUAGAAAACCAAUGAGCAGCCAACAGAACACUGUCACAGCCCAGGCAAGAAAAGACCCUAAUGAGAACACAGGAAUAGUCAUCCAUAACUCACGUGUGAUGGCAGCUUCUGAUCUGAGACCAGUACAGGGAACGUUCAAAACUUUUCUGGGACGGCCAUGGAAGAAAUAUUCAAGAACUUUGUUCAUGAAGAGUAAUCUAGACGGGCUUAUUGAUCCUGCAGGUUGGUUAGCUUGGAACGGGAACUUUGGUUUGAGUACUGUUUAUUAUGGUGAGUAUAUGAAUACUGGGAGUGGAGCAAGUACCAGAGGAAGAGUCAAGUGGGCUGGAUAUCAUGUAAUAACAAAGGCAAUGGAAGCUGCAAAGUUCACCGUGGGGAACUUUUUGGCAGGAGAUUCUUGGAUUUCAGCCGCCGGAGUGCCAUUUGAUUCAGGUUUAUAAGCGAGUCUUGAAGGAAGAAAAAAAAAGGUAGAGGCUAAGAUAAGUGUGACUCGAUAGUGACCUCAAGUGGGUGAAAUAAAUUGUUAAGUUUGUGAUAGUUCUUCACGUAGAUUUGUAUAAAGCUACCAUGAAAGUACGUAAAAUUAUUGAUCAUAUAUAUAUAUAGAUAUAUACUUAAUUAGUCAUUAA